AUGUCUGUCCUGUGGUACAUGCUGAGUGUGACGGUCGUGGUGCUGGUCCCUCGGGGGGGUGCGGAGGAAUCUGUGCCUGAGGAGAAGAACCCUGCAGGCAAGGCUGCAGGAGGACCUGAUUUGGAUGAAUUAUUGAAGGCCAGACUCUCGCUACUAAAGGCAGGUGAAGUAAAUCCGAUGGAAGAAUUAAUGAAAAUGAUGGCCCAAGGAAAGGGUGCAGGAGGGAAUCCAAUGCUAGAAUUAAUGAGCAAGCUUCCACCAAUGAAGCCUGACGAAGGAAAUCCUAUGGAAGAAUUAAUGAAAAUAAUGUCUCAAGAAAAGGCUGCAGAAGGGAAUCCUGUGCUAGAAUUUAUGAGCAAGCUUCCACCAAUGAAGCCGGGUGAAGGAAAUCCCAUGGAGUUGUUAAUGAUGAAAAUGGCAGAAGAAGAAAGUUCAGAAGAAAAUCCCUUGCUAGAAAAAAUAAAAAAGCUUUCCAAAAGAAAGGCUGCUGAAGGAAGUCUUCCUGAAAAAGAAGUGAGAGAAUUGAAGAAAACAUAUUCCCGCGUCAGGGCUACGCAGGCAUUCACUUUGGAAAGAAUGAAGUCAAAGUCUGGACAGGGGAGUGCUGCACAAACACAGGCGUUGGAAAAGCAUAUCCGCAAUAUGGAACAAACUAGGGCUGCUCAAGAACGUGCUAUGGAAGAACUACUGAAGGACCUACACGUUACGGAGUCAUUGGACAAUGUUCCACAGGAUGAAGGAAGCGACGAAAUAAAUGAAGGAAAUCCUAUGGAAUCGUUAAUGGAAAUGAUGGCCCAAGGAAAGGGUGCAGGAGUGAAUCCUAUGCUAGAAUUAAUGAGCAAGCUUCCUCCAAUGAAGCCGGGUGAAGGAAAUCCUAUGGAAGAAUUAAUGAAAAUAAUGUCUCAAGAAAAGGCUGCAGAAGGGAAUCCUGUGUUAGAAUUUAUGAGCAAGCUUCCACCAAUGAAGCCGGGUGAAGGAAAUCCCAUGGAGUUGUUAAUGAUGAAAAUGGCAGAAGAAACUACAGAAGAAAAUCCCUUGCUAGAAAAAAUAAACAAGCUUUCCCUAAGAAAGGCUGCUGAAGGAGGUCUUCCUGAAAAAGAAGUGAGAGAAUUGAAGAAAACCUAUUCCCGCGUCAGGGCUACGCAGGCAUUCACUUUGGAAAGAAUGAAGUCAAAGUCUGGACAGGGGAGUGCUGCACAAACACAGGCGUUGGAAAAGCAUAUCAGCAAUAUGGAACAAACUAGGGCUGCACAAGAACGUGCUAUGGAAGAACUACUGAAGGACCUUCACGUUACGGAGUCAUUGGACAACGUUCCACAGGAUGAACGAAACGACGAAAUAAAUGAAGGAAAUCCUUUGGAAUCGUUAAUGAAAGUGAUGGCCCAAGGAAAGGGUGCAGGAGUGAAUCCUAUGCUAGAAUUAAUGAGCAAGCUUCCUCCAAUAAAGCCUAAUGAAGGAAAUCCCGUGGAAUCGUUAAUGAAAAAGAUGGCCCAAGAAAAGGGUGCAGGAGGAGAUGUAACAUCUAUGCUAGAAUUAAUGAGCAAGCUUCCUCCAAUGAAGCCGGGUGAAGGAAAUCCCAUGGAGUUAUUAAUGAUGAAAAUGGCAGAAGAGGAAAGUUCGGAAGAAAAUCCUCUGCUGAAAUUAAUAAACAAGCUUUCCCUAAGAAAGGCUGCUGAAGGAGGUCUUCCUGAAAAAGAAGUGAAAGAAUUGAAGAAAACCUAUUCCCGCGUCAGGGCUACGCAGGCAUUCACUUUAGAAAGAAUGAAGUCAAAGUCUGGACAGGGGAGUACUGCACAAACACAGGCGUUGGAAAAGCAUAUCCGCAAUAUGGAACAAACUAGGGCUGCUCAAGAACGUGCUAUGGAAGAACUACUGAAGGACCUACACGUUACGGAGUCCUUGGACAACGUUCCACAGGAUGAACGAAACGACGAAAUAAAUGAAGGAAAUCCUAUGGAAUCGUUAAUGAAAAUGAUGGCCCAAGGAAAGGGUGCAGGAGGGAAUCCUAUGCUAGAAUUAAUGAGCAAGCUUCCUCCAAUGAAGCCGGGUGAAGGAAAUCCCAUGGAAUUUUUAAUGAUGAAAAUGGGAGAAGAGGAAAGUUCGGAAGAAAAUCCUUUGCUGAAAUUAAUAAACAAGCUUUCCCUAAGAAAGGCUGCUGAAGGAGGUCUUCCUGAAAAAGAAGUGAAAGAAUUGAAGAAAACCUAUUCCCGCGUCAGGGCUACGCAGGCAUUCACUUUGGAAAGAAUGAAGUCAAAGUCUGGACAGGGGAGUGCUGCACAAACACAGGCGUUGGAAAAGCAUAUCCGCAAUAUGGAACAAACUAGGGCUGCUCAAGAACGUGCUAUGGAAGAACUACUGAAGGACCUACACGUUACGGAGUCAUUGGACAACGUUCCACAGGAUGAACGAAACGACGAAAUAAAUGAAGGAAAUCCUAUGGAAUCGUUAAUGAAAAUGAUGGCCCAAGGAAAGGGUGCAGGAGGGAAUCCUAUGCUAGAAUUAAUGAGCAAGCUUCCUCCAAUGAAGCCGGGUGAAGGAAAUCCUAUGGAAGAAUUAAUGAAAAUAAUGUCUCAAGAAAAGGCUGCAGAAGGGAAUCCUGUGUUAGAAUUUAUGAGCAAGCUUCCACCAAUGAAGCCGGGUGAAGGAAAUCCCAUGGAGUUGUUAAUGAUGAAAAUGGCAGAAGAAGAAACUACAGAAGAAAAUCCCUUGCUAGAAAAAAUAAACAAGCUUUCCCUAAGAAAGGCUGCUGAAGGAGGUCUUCCUGAAAAAGAAGUGAAAGAAUUGAAGAAAACCUAUUCCCGCGUCAGGGCUACGCAGGCAUUCACUUUGGAAAGAAUGAAGUCAAAGUCUGGACAGGGGAGUGCUGCACAAACACAGGCGUUGGAAAAGCAUAUCCGCAAUAUGGAACAAACUAGGGCUGCACAAGAACGUGCUAUGGAAGAACUACUGAAGGACCUUCCCGUUACGGAGUCAUUGGACAAUGUUUCACAGGAUGAAGGAAGCGACGAAAUAAAUGAAAAACUGGCAGAGUUGCCGUACCAAAACUACGAUUUCAGUACAAAUUAUAUGAACUUGGUGGUGGCGGCGAAAGGAUGGAAGGAUCACAGUCUUCGGGAGGUUGUUGUGCCUCUGGUCUAUAAAGCUUCUGUACUUUCCUGUUUCUUAGAGACUAAGAAUCGUUCAGUAGUACUUGAAACCAUUUUGGGUACCCCGAUUGGCUCCAUCGAGGACAAUAAGGGAUUCUUUGACCCAUGUGACAAGACCAACUUAAAGCAUGCUGGCCUUGCCACUUGCUCGGUUACGAAGGGUCUGCUGCAUGGCGUGGGGGUGGCAGCCGCAACGGCAGGACACUUGUCGGAGGCAUAUGUAAGGACUGUUUUGCUUGCUGAUAGAGAAGUGUUCAAGAACUUCAAUAACGAAUUGUUCAGCGUGAUCACAGAGUCCUUGAGUACGAAUUUAGUGAUGCUAAAACAUGUAUUUAAAAUGGCUGUGAAUUUCAAGGAUGCUGUCUUGGCUCGGUAUUUCGAAGGACCAUUCCCAGUUUCAGGCACAGAGACGGAGUUUGUUAAGGCCAGUGAUCAACUGUACGCUGCAAUUGCCGACAUGGUCUUGAUAUCAAAAAUAACUGCCGAGCAUAUGAAGACUGCAUUGAAUAUCGAGAAAAGGACAGAAUUUCAAAAGGUGGCUCGUGAGUUCCAGGAUAGCUACAGAUAUGUUGUUAAGCGAGGAAUUCCUGAGGAAUACAAUAAUUCUCCCUUCCCGUCUCUAAGUUACUACUGGGACAUGGCAGCCCUCCAUUACGCAGUGUCUCUUCUCUCGGAUAUCGAAGGUCUGGCCGAACGCACGUUACAGGAACACGAGGACGGCACCGAGGGCCUGAUUAUUGAUAUGAAAAGUCUCUCUAAAGCAGUUACAUUGGUCCACGACAUUUUGACUAUAACUAGUAAUAAAGUAAAGCAUGACGAAUUGCAAGUAGCCCUGGGGCUUGCUACCGGCAGAAUUAGGUUGGUAGUGUCUCAUCUCGAGGAAGCAGGCGUGGAGCUAAUGAAGGACGAGGGAUCGGAGACACUGUCGGAGCUUUUCGAGUCUUUACUGGACUCUAUAAUCCCCACUCGCUCGGUCCUCCCCCACUGGUUCACGCCCUACGUCCCGGCAAGGAAGCCUUCCCUCCGGAUGUUUGCCGCUCUUAUUCCCACAAAUUAUAACCAAGCGAUGAAGAUGGCUCACAAACUAGCUGCCGUGAUCGCUGGGGACCCCGGAAAACUUGGUUUGCCGCUUGAGAGAAUUGCUGCGCUCUUCACUGGAAGGAGGGAAUCUAUGAAGCAACGUGAUUUGAGCGACCUAACGGCUUUGCCCAGGAUGCUGCGUGCUUUGAGGGACAAGACGGCGAUGUCUGUAUUCGGCGGUGUUAUGAUGAAUUCAGAGCAUGAAUUUGAAGAAGGCGACGUUGACCGAUGCCUAAAGAACCAAAAAUGCAAGCAAACCCUCCUCACAGCAUUGGUUCACACGUCAAUGAUAAUAAAUGAUCGUGAAGUACACAGAGAGUUCCAGAAGACUCUUUCUAACCCUUUUAAAGAUCUGAGUUUCGACGAGUCCAUGGCGGCCGCCGGCCUUCCGUUCAAAGCUGCAAGAUAUUAAGCUAAAAUGAGAAAGACAGACUGAACUGUGACCUGGAUUUUCCUUGGAUCAAGAGUACCUAGAGUAGGCAGACUAUUUUUUAACCUAAUAAAUAUAUAUAUAUUG
Molecule: messenger RNA, 4743 nt
Organism: Eriocheir sinensis (Chinese mitten crab)
Lineage: Eukaryota; Metazoa; Arthropoda; Malacostraca; Decapoda; Varunidae
Exons: 5
Coding region: 1-4638 (1545 amino acids)
Source: RefSeq, a predicted model, not a curated record